Molecule: messenger RNA, 651 nt
Organism: Trypanosoma brucei brucei TREU927
Lineage: Eukaryota; Euglenozoa; Kinetoplastea; Trypanosomatida; Trypanosomatidae
Exons: 1
Coding region: 1-651 (216 amino acids)
Source: RefSeq, a predicted model, not a curated record
AUGCGUUUAGGUAGAGGAGUAGUUUCUUUUUCUUUUUUCUUUAUUUAUCUUGGUGCACAUGGUGCCGGGUGCUCAUCUGCACUUCGUCUCUCCUGUAUUUACCCAUCGUAUCAGCAAAGCGAUAUUGAUGCAGUUUUUUUUUCUUGUGAUUUUGUUUGUCAUAAUCACUUUUUGUUUUCUUUCAAGUUAUUUUCAUCUUUUUUUUUUUUGGUGGGUUCACCUGCUUCUCUUGAUUUUGUUCCUUUUUGUGAGAUAACUCUUUUUUUUUUUUAUUCAGCUUUUAUCAUAUCUGCGUAUAAUAGCAAAAAAAAACAACACGCACACACUCACGUGCAUACGCAUAUGCGUCAAUUCAUCCGCCUUUCUUUCAGUCUUUUCACUCUCUCCCGUCGCAAAUUUCUUUUUUUCUUCUUUUUUUCUUCUUUUUUUCUUUUUGACUUUAUUAAAAUAUAUUUAUAUAUUUAUAUAUUUAUAUAUUUUUUUUCCUUUUCCUUUUCCCUUCCCAUUUCCCUCAGAAGCGCAUGCGAGAGCACACUCCUUGAAUGGGGUUUUCAUGUUCCAAUCAUUGUGUGUGUUUGUAUGACGCACUCUAGCACGUCGCUCUGUUUUUAUUGUUUUUGUUAUAUUUUUCGUCCUCUCCAUAUAAAUUAA